Molecule: messenger RNA, 283 nt
Organism: Myotis davidii
Lineage: Eukaryota; Metazoa; Chordata; Mammalia; Chiroptera; Vespertilionidae
Product: host cell factor C1 regulator 1-like
Source: RefSeq, a predicted model, not a curated record
CUCAGGGGCUCCUUGAGGCCUGGACAUGAGGGAGCCCCUGCAGGAGCAGUUCCUGUCGGAGGAGAAUAUGGCCACCUACUUCUCUCAGCUCAGCCUGCAUAAUGACCAACCUUACUGCAGUGCCCCCUUCCUCCCAGCAGCUCUGCCACUCAAAAGCCCUUGCUCUGAGCUGCUUCUCUGGUACUACCCUGGAAACCUGAUCCCUGAGGCCCUUCAGCUGCUGAGACUAGGGAUUACCCCUGCCUCCCAUUACCCUACAGCUGAGGAAAUAAUGGAGCUCUGA